Messenger RNA from Melopsittacus undulatus (budgerigar), 958 nucleotides. RefSeq names its product YAE1 maturation factor of ABCE1 (gene YAE1). NCBI's taxonomy places the organism in Eukaryota, Metazoa, Chordata, Aves, Psittaciformes, Psittaculidae. Bases 123 to 791 code for a protein of 222 amino acids. The transcript is spliced from 3 exons. The record is from RefSeq and is a predicted model, not a curated record.
CCUUCACGACCUCUUCAGAACUCACAUUUUCUGCCUAAAUUCUGCUGGGACACUUAGCCAGAGGGACUUUGGAGAGUAUAUUUUUAAACACAUAAACAGAGAUCAUAGCCAUCACUGCUGUUAUGGCCUGGGUACAAGCUGCAGUCAGCCGAGCCAGUGAGGAUGUAUUUGAUGAAGACGCGGAUGAGCUGUAUCUACUACACAAAGAAUGGAACAGCACCAUGAAAAAAAGAUUGAAGGAAGGCUAUAGGGAUGGAAUUGAGGCUGGGAAAGAACUUGCACUCCAGGAAGGCUUUAAUCAAGGUUACAGACAGGGUGCUGAGCUGAUGGUUACAUGUGGCCAGUUCAGAGGAACCCUGAAUGCUCUCUUAUCCUGGUGUCAUUUUAAUGGACAUGAUUCUGCUUUAAGUGAGAUAAAUCAUCUUCUUGAUGCAGUUGGAAAGCAUGAAGAAGAUGUGCUGAAGUACCUGAGCUCUACUGAGCAACAGCCACAUUUUGGACACAUUUUAGAUUCUCUUCAGGACAUGGACCUUAAUCACGCAGCUCCAGCUGGAACAGAAUACAAUGAAGCUGAAGAUGGAAAACAUGCAGAUGGUGGCAGCUCUGGUGAAAACACUUGUAGAAGUAAUGGUGAAGUUCAUUCCUUGCAGUCUGAAUGCAACAAGGCAAAACUCUGCACAGAUCCUGAAAGGUCAACCCUUGCUUGGGUUAAAAAGAGGACUAUUUGGCUAAUAGAGCAACUGGGCUUAUCACUGGAUAUACUCCAUCAUGUCCAGCAUCUGGAACGUUAGGUUUUUUGUCUCAUGGUAUUUAAAAUUAUCUCAGCUGUGUUUGAUUCUCAAUUUGUGGACCAGGGCUGAUGCAUCACUUCGUUUCAGGGAAGUCUGAUUUUGGUACUUUCCAUUAGAGAUAAUUCUGCAAAAAUUCACCACAUCUUGGCUUCUGGCAAAAAAAAAAA